GAGGAGAGGAGAGGAGGGGAAACAGCUCUGACAUAUUUAACACACACUCCCACAUUCUCAACAUACUCACACACACUGUGAGACAGGCAGACAGAGACAGCAGACAAAACUCACCGUAGGUAGACCUCAACACAGACAGACUGACCCAGUCUGAGACAGACGGCAGGCAACAUGUUUCUGUGGCGGCUCCCCCAGGCAGUGUGUCUGGUGUCGGUGUGUGUGUCGCUGACUCUUGGGUAUGAGGACGAUAUCGAGGUGAACUAUGGUGACAGUUACUACAACGAGAUCACAGAGGGAGAGCCACUGGAGACCACCCCAACCCCAACCCCAACCCCCUGUACGGCUACAGACAUCACUAAAUGGGACAAGCUCUUCUCCAUGCUGGAGAACUCUCAGAUGAGGGAGAACAUGCUUCUGCAGUACUCCGAUGACAUCAUCAAGGUGGAGUUGGGAUCGCUGCGUGGAGAGAUGCUAAGGUUUGUGGCUCAGUACGGAGGGGCCUGUGGCGUUGCAGUGGAGACCGCUGGGCGGAAGAUGUCUAUGCAGAUGGAGGCUCGCCUCAGGGAGAGCAUGGAGCAUCUCAGGCAAGAUCAGAGCACUGCUGCUGGGAAAUCUGCAGGUAAUUCUGGGAAUAGCCACCAGGAGACACUGUUACAGCAGCUCAUCACCGCGGUGCGGACACAGGCUUCCCGACCCAUCAAGCUAGAAAACAGCUGCCUGAGUAAUCCAGGACCCGUAACGCCACCAGAGGCAAAGGGGGGAAACCUGCAGCAGGAUGUGGUGUCGGCAGAGAUGCUGGAUGCCCUGGUGACAGAGCUGGCGAAGACGAGGGCAGUGCUAGAAAUAGCGCUCAAGUCGGCACGGCAACGACACCUGCCCGCAGGCUGUGAGACCGCUCUUCUCUUCCCUAUGCGUUCCCGUCGCAUCUUCUCCUCGGUGACACCAGACCUCCCUCUCUCCCUCUCUUCCUUCACCGUGUGCCUGUGGGCCAAGCCCGUUUCCAUCUCCAACAGAACCGUGCUGUUCUCCUACGGAACCAAACGGAACCCCUAUGAGAUCCAGCUCAUUCUCAGCGGAACCAGGGCUCUCUUCACCGUGGGAGGAGAGGCUCACCUGGUGGAGGGGCGGGGCGUGGUGAGAGGAGGAAUUUGGACCCACAUAUGUGGGGCUUGGAGCUCUGAGCAGGGCAUAGCGUCACUAUGGGCCGAUGGACACAGAGUGGCAUUCACACCCGGGGUGGCCGAGGGCCACGUGUUACCCAAUGGAGGCUCACUCCAGCUGGGGCAGGAGAAAAACGUCGGUGGGGUCUCUGGAGGGUCAGGUGGCAGUGGGAGUGAGAUGCCUGGGUUUGAGGGAGGCUUCGAUGCCAAGUUGGCGUUCAUUGGGAAGAUAACGGGGGUGAACAUGUGGGACCGAGUGCUGGCGGAGGAGGAGAUAUCCCAGCUGGCUUUGCAGGACGGCGAGGGGUGUGAGCAGAGGGGAAACGUAAUUGGGUGGGGCUUGACGGAGAUCGUGCCUCACGGGGGCGCUCAGUUCAUCAACUAACUCUGAUGACAUUUUCAUCAUCAUCACCAUCAUCAUCAUUUAAAUCAACUCUAUCAUCACCUUCAUCAUCUUCAUCAUAAUCAUCAUCAUUGAAAUGAACUUUCAUUAUCAUCAUUUAAAUUAACUCUAUCAUCACCUUCAUCAUCAUCAUCAUCAUCAUCAUCAUCAUCAUCAUCAUCAUCACCAUUAUAAACUAACCCUAAGACCUGCAGUGCAGAACAGCCCAACCGGCUGAGACUGCAACAAUAAUGUGAACAUGAACAACAACAACAACAACAACAGCUCCCUUUAAUGGUUAAAGAGACUGGAGACUGGAAAAGAAUGUGCCCUGUUUGAGGAGCGUUUCCCAUUUAGAGAUGCAGGACAGUGAGAAGCAUUAGUAUACAUAGCCUUAGGAGGAGAAGUGGAGAAAACAGCAUUUACCAAAGAGUUCAAGAGAAGAAAGGAGUGGAAGAACAGAGGAGAGAGAGAGAGAGAGAGAAAGAGACAAAGAGCUCAUUGUGUGGAAGGAGGGAUGCUUUGGGUCAACUGUCACAAAAGCAGUCUGCUAGGGUCAUCACUAGAUGGCCAAGCUAGAGAGGACAACAUUGGCUAUAUCAUCAGAAGUAUUGUGCAAGUACGUUAGCUGUUUGUUAUUAAUCAAGUGUUAGGGUCAAGGGGUAAGGUACAGUGGCUUGCGAAUGUAUUCACCCCCCUUGGCAUUUUUCCUAUUUUGUUGCCUUACAACCUGGAA
Molecule: messenger RNA, 2278 nt
Organism: Coregonus clupeaformis (lake whitefish)
Lineage: Eukaryota; Metazoa; Chordata; Actinopteri; Salmoniformes; Salmonidae
Product: pentraxin-related protein PTX3
Exons: 4
Coding region: 172-1545 (457 amino acids)
Biological process (GO): innate immune response
Molecular function (GO): complement component C1q complex binding
Source: RefSeq, a predicted model, not a curated record